Zeugodacus cucurbitae (melon fly) is the source of this 1093-nucleotide messenger RNA. RefSeq lists its product as uncharacterized. Lineage: Eukaryota; Metazoa; Arthropoda; Insecta; Diptera; Tephritidae. Bases 44 to 1024 code for a protein of 326 amino acids. The transcript is spliced from 4 exons. The record is from RefSeq and is a predicted model, not a curated record.
AAAAAUGAUUUUUUCUUAGUUAAUUCGCUUCGUUUCUGGUGUAAUGUUGUUUCGUGUCGAGCAUUUGGUGCACCUCGUUUUGCUUUUGGCGUGGUUUGGUGUGUCCGCCGCGCAAAUAUUCAAUUUCCAAUGCGGCCACACGACACGUCUUAAGCGAAUUGUCAUACGCAGUCCCGCACAACCAUCAUCCUCAUGUCAGUAUACGAUCCGGCGUCACAGUAAUCAUGUCUGCCAAUUACUCAUACGUUUCCAACACUUCGAGUUGCAACAGCCGACAACGGACGCCGUUAUGAAUACUUUAACCUGCAUCGACUCCUUCACAGCCGGUCGAUUUACGCUGUGUGGCGAUAAUAGCGGCCAACACAUUUAUAUACCAUUUGUUGGGGACUCACUGGCUCUAAACUUUAAUUUACCUUCACGUUGGUCACAAUCGAAUUGGCAUCUGAUUGUUGAGCAGCUCGAAUGCCCACCAGCACCGAGUCACGUUGCCGACGGUUUACCACCGCUCAUUAGCGGUAUGGUUAAUGAUAUUCUAGAUUUGCGUAAUGUUUUCUCCAGAUUCGUUAAUGAUAUGAAUUUGCUGGCGCCACCUGGUUGUGAUCAAUAUUAUACCGAACCAACGGGUCUAAUUAAGAGCUUUAAUUAUCGUGACGGCAUGAAUACACACUAUAUGGGCAGUCUGAAGUAUACGGUGUGUGUUAAACAAACAAUGAAGGCAACAUUAAUCGAAUACACCGUGAAAACGUUUUCAUUGUCUUCCGAGUUGCCGAACGAAUUUUACAACGAGGCCUGCCAUCCUUUCAUAUACACUGAUGGCCGUAAAAGCGAUUAUCUUAUGAUACCAAAUUCCUACUUUGCGAACAAUGCCGCUAUUCAGCCGACGUAUUUUUGUGGUCAAGGUCUAACGCCGGGUCAAGUUGUUAUUGGUUCAAGUCCAUUUAUAAUGCGUUUCUCAAGCGAUGAGCAAUGGCAAAUGGAGGAAACUGGCUUCAGCAUUGAAUAUCGCACAAAGGUGGCGAUUUAAUUUUAGCAGCUGUGUCUCAAUAUAAGUUUUGAAAUAUAUGUUUUUGAAGAGAGUAUUAAAAACAGUUUU